AUGGACAUCAACCUGCAGUCGCAUCGCUUCUACUUCCCGCAGAUCUACUGCGCCGAGCCAGGGGCGCAACCGCAGCUGAGCGAGUUCAAAGUCAGCGAGCAGAGCAUCUGCCAGGCGAGGGCCUCGGUCAUGGUCUACGACGACACCAGCAAGAAGUGGGUGCCCAUCAAACCGGGUCAGCAGGGCUUCAGUCGCAUCAAUAUCUACCACAAUACACCCAGCAACACCUUCAGGGUGGUGGGCGUCAAGCUGCAAGACCAGCAGGUGGUUAUCAACUACUCCAUCGUGAAGGGGCUGAAGUACAACCAGGCCACGCCAACCUUCCACCAAUGGAGGGACGCCAGGCAGGUGUACGGCCUCAAUUUUGCCAGCAAGGAGGAGGCUACCACCUUUUCCAACGCUAUGCUCUUCGCUCUUAGUGUACUCAGCGCCCAGGACGGAGGUCCAGCUGUGCAGCGUCAAGUCCAAAAUGGACCAAGCUCAGAAGAGAUCGAAGCCCAGAGAGCAAGGCAAAUGAUGGAACAGCAGCAGCAACAGAUGCAGGCCCACAUGGAGCGGGAGCGACGCUCCUCCAACUCAGGUUCUCCUUUCCAAGGCCACCCUGCUGUGCUGUCGGUGGCACCCCCGGUCGUACCUCCACCCGCGUGCAUGGCGGCGGGACCUCCGCCUCCGCCGCCACCCCCGGGUCCUCCUCCGCCCACUGCCGGGGCCACACCCCUGCCUCCACCACUGCCCAUCCAUGGAGACGAACUGCCAGCGCAGACGGGGCUCGCCGCCAUGCUAGCUGGAGCCAAGCUACGACGUGUGCAAAGACCUGAGGAGAACUCAUCCAACUCUUCCAAUUCAUCCAACGCCAAAAACAAUGAGGUGAACAGAACCAGCGGGGGCAACGGAGGACUAAUGGAGGAGAUGAAUGCUCUUUUGGCCCGAAGAAGAAAAGCAGCUUCAGAAAAGCCAGAUGACAACCAAAAUGACGACCCAAAUUCUUCCUCGCCCGGCACCCGGGGAGGUCAGAACGCCACAGAUGGAGCAAAAAAGCCGUGGGACCGAGCCAAUUCUGCGGAUAGGGCCAUGGCUUCAAGGAUACGGUCUGGGGGGAGCAGCAAUGACACAGAUUCGUUAGACAUGGAUAGAAUGAAACAGGAAAUUUUGGAUGAAGUGUUCCGCGAGUUGCACAAAGUGAAGGAAGAAAUUAUUGAUGCCCUUAGACACGAACUAAGUCGAGUGAGCACGACAUAA
Molecule: messenger RNA, 1239 nt
Organism: Nerophis lumbriciformis (worm pipefish)
Lineage: Eukaryota; Metazoa; Chordata; Actinopteri; Syngnathiformes; Syngnathidae
Source: RefSeq, a predicted model, not a curated record